Sitophilus oryzae (rice weevil) is the source of this 2282-nucleotide messenger RNA. It is a transcript of the gene eIF5, whose product is annotated as eukaryotic translation initiation factor 5. Gene Ontology annotation, cellular component: cytosol. The record is from RefSeq and is a predicted model, not a curated record. The coding region runs from base 744 to 2084 and encodes 446 amino acids. Gene Ontology annotation, biological process: formation of translation preinitiation complex; formation of cytoplasmic translation initiation complex; translational initiation. Gene Ontology annotation, molecular function: translation initiation factor activity; GDP-dissociation inhibitor activity; eukaryotic initiation factor eIF2 binding. Lineage: Eukaryota; Metazoa; Arthropoda; Insecta; Coleoptera; Curculionidae. The transcript is spliced from 11 exons.
UCACUUGCUUUUUUCUACAUAUGGCGAUUGUAGUUUUGCGCAAGAAAUUUUGAUUUUUAUAAUUUUUAUUGUUUUUUUUUAUUGCUAAUCAUAAUUUUGUGUCGAAAGGAAAUAAUUGACUGGGUUUAUUUUACGUGUUAGUGACUUUGUACGUGUGAUCGUAUCUUGGUCUCGUUGCUAGUGGAGUUGGCCAUAAGCAACGAGGAGGUAAGGAAAUUUUAUAUCAAGUUACGUCGUAUGCAUGAGUGUCUAUGCUCAAUAUUUCUGGUUUUGGAGCUCAUAUUUGAUCUAAUUUUGUUCCUCAAUAGUAGUCCGUCCACUAGGGCGCUAUCGUUUUAUAUGACUUUAGAAAAACACAAAGAGAAUUUGUUAACCAAAAAUAUAGUUGGGAGUUUAGGGCCCGAGCCAGCGAGGUGUAUGACUUCGCAGCGUCGAAAGCUCACCUCUUAUAGGAUUACGGAAUUUUCAUCCAAUAGACACCGGAAACUGCAGCCUUUUAGAGAAACGUGACUUGAUCCUGUCAACAGCUACCAUCAACAACCAUCACGUUUUGUUUUUGUACCUACGAUUAGCCAAACUACCACCACCACCAUUCUUUCGGCUUUAGUGUGUGAAACAGACCGCCAAAAUCAUUCAUCCGUGUUUUUAGAUCCUCUGGUUCCCCCAUCGGUUUAAGCUUUCCUAUAGAUCUAUAACAUCCGGUAUAUUUUGUGUUGAUUUGAAAGCAGACCCAUCGCUUCAAGAUGAGUUUGAACGUGAAUCGUAACGUUAGCGAUGUGUUCUAUCGCUACAAAAUGCCGAGGCUUGUUGCCAAAGUCGAAGGUAAAGGAAACGGCAUCAAAACUGUUAUUGUCAACAUGGCCGAAGUGGCAAAAGCCUUGAGCAGACCGCCCACUUAUCCAACCAAGUACUUUGGGUGCGAAUUAGGAGCACAGACAUUGUUUGAUUUUAAGAAUGAACGCUUUAUCGUAAACGGAUCCCAUGAUGCUGUCAAACUACAAGAUUUGCUUGAUGGUUUUAUCCGAAAAUUUGUGUUGUGUCCUGAAUGUGAAAAUCCCGAAACUGACCUGCUUGUCAGUACUAAGAAAAACACCGUUUCUCAGGGUUGCAAGGCAUGCGGUUACCACGGUCUUCUCGUCAGCAACCAUAAAUUGAUGACUUUUAUCCUGAAGAACCCGCCUAACUUGAACCCGGCCACUCAGGGUUCCUCCCUGACCGAGGGUAAACGCUCGAAACGCAGCAAGAAGGCCAACGGCGACGCUCAGGAUUCGGAGAAUCCGGACAACGACACCAGCGUCGACAAUUCGGCUACCGAAAAGUCCACGGAUAACGGAGACGACAACGGUGACGAUGAUACUGAAUGGGCGGUCGAUGUUUCCGAAGAGGCGGUUAGAGCUCGCCAGCAGGACCUGACAGAUGGAGCUAAGAACAUGACCAUAAGCGACGAUCUUGAAAAGACAGAAAAAGAACGCAUGGAUAUAUUUUAUUUGCUGGUGAAGAAGAAAUUGGACGCCGGUUCCUUAGACAAAGCCGACGAUCAGAAAGAGCUGCUUGUCGAGGCCGAAAGAUUAGAAAUCAAGCAGAAAGCUCCCCUGGUCCUGAUGGAGUUGCUGUUCGAUCAGAACGCUUUACAACAGGCGAAGAAAUAUCGCCUACUUUUGGUCCGGUUCACAUUUAACGAUAAGAAAGCCCAGCGUUAUCUGAUUGGUGGUUUAGAACAAGUGGUGGCGCUGCACAAGAACCAGCUCAUGCCCAGAGUCCCAGCCCUCUUGAAAUUGCUCUACGAUUUGGAUAUUCUGCAAGAAACAUCUAUCCUGGAAUGGGCUGAAAAGGUUUCAAAAAAAUAUGUUUCAAAAGAGGUUAGUCAAGAGAUACACGAUAAGGCAGCACCAUUCAUAAAAUGGCUGAAGGAAGCAGAUGAAGAAUCUUCUGAAUCUGAAGAUGAGUCGGAUGAUGGGGUUGAAAUUGAGUAUGAUGACCGUGCUCAAGUAACACCGCUAAAGCCAACGCCUGUGGCGACCCCUCAGAAGCCAACUGUUCACGAAGAUGAUGGCCCCGAUGAUGUCGACAUAGAUGCCAUCUAACGGUGGGGUAGACAACAGCCCCCUCCGUACUAUGUCGUGGGUGUUUUUCUUUUUUACAUUACUUUUAUUAUGCAUAAAAAAUGAAGUUUAUUAUAUUUACAUGAUAUAAAUAGGUUAAUAUUGUUUCUCUAGAGGUAUCCCUCUUGAGAUUACAAAUUUAUUAUUGUUUUAAUGUCAAAUAAACAGAUUUUAAAGGCC